Messenger RNA from Sinocyclocheilus grahami, 1090 nucleotides. Its product is annotated as ryanodine receptor 1-like. The record is from RefSeq and is a predicted model, not a curated record. Gene Ontology annotation, cellular component: sarcoplasmic reticulum membrane; smooth endoplasmic reticulum; sarcolemma. Gene Ontology annotation, biological process: release of sequestered calcium ion into cytosol by sarcoplasmic reticulum; striated muscle contraction. The annotation marks the transcript as partial. The transcript has 7 exons. NCBI's taxonomy places the organism in Eukaryota, Metazoa, Chordata, Actinopteri, Cypriniformes, Cyprinidae. Gene Ontology annotation, molecular function: ryanodine-sensitive calcium-release channel activity.
GGUGGAGGCUCAGAUGUUGAGCGGGCCAAGAAGAAGCGCCGUGGGGACCGUUAUUCCGUUCAGACUUCGCUGAUUGUAGCGGCCCUGAAGAAACUGCUCCCCAUCGGCCUCAACAUGUGCUCCCCUGCAGACCAAGAGCUCAUAAACAUGGCCAAGAUCCGCUACUCUCUGGUAUUUAGUCACAUGUUUAGCCAUAUAGUUGAGGACCCAUCUAUGCGCUGGCAGAUGGCUCUGUAUAAGGAGACCUCAGGUAAAGCUGAAGACGCUGAUGUACCGGAGAAGGUUGUGAAGAGAGUUCAGGAAGUUUCGGCUGUUCUCUACCACAUUGAGUUGACUGAGCGUCCAUUCAAAUCCAAGAAGAUGGUUUGGCACAAGCUUCUGUCCAAACAGCGUCGCAGGGCAGUAGUGGCCUGCUUCAGAAUGACACCGCUGUACAACAUCCCCAGGCACCGGGCAUCUAACAUGUUCCUUAAUGGUUACAAGCGCAACUGGAUUGAAAAUGAGGGCUACUCUUUUGAAGACAAGAUGAUUGAUGACUUAUCUAAAGCAAUGGAGCAGGAAGAAGAAGAAGAUGAAGAAACCGAAUCAAAACCAGACCCCCUUCAUCAGCUCAUCCUUCACUUUAGCCGCACAGCUCUCACCGAGAAAACUAAACUUGAAGUGGAUCAUCUAUAUAUGUCAUACGCUGAUAUAAUGGCAAAAAGCUGCCACAUUGGUGAGGAGGACGAAGUGGGAGAGGAGGGGGGCGAGGAGCCAUCCUUUGAGGUGCGACAGACAGAGAUGGUAUGGGGGGGCCUGGGGCUGGGGCCAUGGGAGUCAGCGGAGCCAGCAGCUACAGCUACAGCUCCUGCCACGCACUGAGUGAACACGUCCAGAACCACUGCACCCCGCACACUUGAUGUCUCUCACUGUGCCUCUCAUCCUUUCAGCUCUCCUCUGUCUCUCUUUCUCUUUUCUCUUUAUACCUGUUGUGGACUGAUCUGUGCACUCCUUUGCUGGAUUCUGAGUCUUUGUCUGUUUAACAGUUUAUCUUUGUGUUUAUUGCAUGACUUGAGCGAGUGCAGAGAGACGGCUGCACACAAAACAGAUG